Molecule: messenger RNA, 1671 nt
Organism: Fibroporia radiculosa
Lineage: Eukaryota; Fungi; Basidiomycota; Agaricomycetes; Polyporales; Fibroporiaceae
Exons: 2
Coding region: 1-1671 (556 amino acids)
Source: RefSeq, a predicted model, not a curated record
AUGGCUCCCCACCGUGCUCUGGAAUGCGAUGACAUACUCGCAGAGAUAUUCCAACAUCUUCGCAUAGGAUACCACUGGGACGAGGAUUACUGUCCCCACCUCAUAGAUACGGUCAAUCUCAAGCGCGACCUCGCUCGAACCGCACGCGUCAACAAGGCAUUCUCUUUUCAUUCGCUGAAUGCUCUGUGGUGGGAGAUCCCUUCAGAGCACGUCGCUCUUAGCAUUCUCCCCGCUUUCAGAACAGUCCCCAGUCCGAUCCAGUAUCCCGGGACUGUGGCGGCUCCACCGGGGUUUGAAGAAGAACGUGAAUGGACAUACCUCGUCGAGGAUAAAAUUCUCCCAAACGAGUUGGACCGACUUCGCCAAUACACUGUUCGUGUGCGUGAGGUAGCAAUAGACGGAGAAGAACGACGAGGCAUUCGCGCGCCCGUCAUCCAAUAUAUUGCGCAACGGCUCGGUGGCUCACUGUUCCCAAGGUUGAUGCGCUUGGAGUGGAGCGGGGACAGGAUCAUAUCCGGCACUGGUGACAUGAGCAGUGUCUUCCCUGCCGUGACUGGCCUCGGCCUUCAAUCCCUCGUUCUUCGUCCACCCAGCUGGCUUCCCGAACCCGGCGAAAGUGAUUUCAAGCGGGAACUAUUGGAUGCCAUGCAGGGGCUCACCGAUACCUCGCCUCGUAUCCGCCGGAUUGAUCUGGCCAGAGGCUGGCGUGAGGUGGAUCAGGGCAAGGGGUGGGACGCUGCAUAUGCGGCACAGCUUCUUGGCGCGCUCAAUCAUCUUGAAAGCGUCCAUCUCAGAGUCUAUACCAUCGACCACGCACUCGUCAAUGCACUCUUAGCGCUUCCGAACUUAGAGGCUCUGUUUAUUGAGACGCUCUCGCUGGAUGAAGACAUACCCCAUUGGAGCACCCGCAGAUAUUUCCGAACCUUGCGCACUCUGCAUAUCUGGGCGAACCACAACGAGGUGACCGGCUUCCUGCAGGCCUUCGAGCUGCCUGAGCUUCGAGCCUUACACGUGCUUGUCGGCGACCUCCCACAAAGCAUGCGGCCGCACUGGGUGCUGACCUUCUCAGAGCUCAUCGCCGCGCGAUUCCAGCGGCUGCGCGAGCUGGAGUUUUUCGGCGCCUGCUACCGCAACUCGAUCCCGAUGGCGAGGAUCUUCGCUCCCCUCCGCGCGCUGCGCCAUCUCCGCGCCGUCUCGCUGCACGUCCCGUCGCGCGCGACUGUCGUCGGCCUGCGCGGGGUCGCCCUCAGCUGGCCGGGCCUCGAGGAGUUCACGAUCUUCAUGGGCGACCGCCCACACGAGUCGCUGCAGGUCCUGCUCGAGGUCGCGUCCGUCUGCAAGCUCCUGCGCACGGUGCACCUGCGCUGCAUGAAGGAGCCGCGCCCGCCCGCCCUCAACCCCCACGGGCUCUCCGCGCACGGCCUCGAGCGGAUCAUGUGUCUGGACGCCUCGCACGUCUACUCGGACAAGGCCGUCGCCCGCGUCGCGGAUCUGCUCGCGGGCGUGUUCCCCAAGCUGGAACUGGAGAGCAUGAUCCGGUGGCAGCGGGAGCGCGUGCACCGCGCGGGGAAAGACGACUUUUGGCUCGCGCUGCUCGAGAAGAUGCGGAGUGUCCGCCUGGAGAACGAGGCAGACAGCAGGAAGUUGCUGGAGGCUUCGACCGCGGCGUAA